Molecule: messenger RNA, 3690 nt
Organism: Panthera uncia (snow leopard)
Lineage: Eukaryota; Metazoa; Chordata; Mammalia; Carnivora; Felidae
Gene: LINS1
Product: lines homolog 1
Exons: 8
Coding region: 1098-3398 (766 amino acids)
Source: RefSeq, a predicted model, not a curated record
GGGCGCUUUUGUGGGUUAGGAUGGUGGUGGCCAGGCUGAGUCUCCCAAGCCAGAUUCCUGGCAGGUAACUGGGAGCGGCCGCGGAGCUCGGCGGCGGGGGAGGAAUGUGUGCCGCCGACUGAAAGGCAGGUCAGAGGGUCUAAGAUUGGGGUGGCAGCAGUCCGCAGGAAGCGAGGAGAGAGGCACCCUGUGUCGCCGCCCCUCCUCAGCGCUUUUCAGAGGCGGGUGUCGGGUCUGUGGCUCGUCUUUCGGUCCCCGAGGCCCCUUUACCGACCAGGCUGGGCUUGCCUCGCCCGGAGAGGAGAAGAGGACUCUCUUUGGAACGGUGGUAACGCUGCAAGAGCUUUCCUGCGAGGAUAGCGACCCUCACGGAUUUCUGACAAUGGAGGGGAAAGGAGAAUGGAAAGUAAUGCGAGAUGGACGGGUUUAUUGAGUGCGUGUAUUCGUUUAGAAAGUGAUAACUGGCUAGACACGGUUCUAGCCGGUAGGGAGACAACAGUGAACAAGAGAGGUGCGAUCACCUGUCCUCGUGGAGCUUUCGCUUUAAAAUAGGAGACAGAUAAACACAAAAUUAUCACAAAGGGAUAGGUUAUAUAAAGUGAAGCAAAUAGUGGGAUCGAGUUUGACUAGGAUUUGAUGACUAUCUUAGAUAAGUAGUCAGGAAACGUCUCUGAGGAAGUGAUAUUUGAGCUGAGAUCUGAAUGAGGAGGGGCCAACCGUGCCAAGAUCUGGGGCGAUGGGUUGGGGAUAAUUUUGAAGGCAGGUGGAAUCAACAGUGCAAAGGCUCUGAUGCUGGAAUAAUCUUUGCUGUUUAACAGCAACCGCAAGAAAGAAGACCCUCGUACUUGAGCAGAACGGAACUCACCAGACAAUUAAGAAGAUAAGUUUAUUCAGGCUAUUGCAAAAGGGAGAAUGUUCAUUAAUAGAAUACCUCUCAAAGAAGAAGGAGAGAAUGUGAGUUUUUAUGAAACAAGGGAAUCAAUGAGGAAGCAUGGAGGGGAGUCCUAUCUGGGAAUGUGGUUUCACCGAAGAACCCUCUGAGAGAUUCAUCGCAUUUCUAAGAUUAAUAUUUACAGUUUGGAGUCGUCAGCUUUCUCAUGAGAUGUGUUUGGGCAGCCAAAAUGAAAGCUUUUUUUGAAGUGUUAGAACAAUUCUACAAGAAGGUACUUCUGGGAGCCACACUUGAAAAUGAGAGCCAGGAAUACAUCUUUUAUCUCAACCCAGCAGUUUUAGCUCGGGAUUGCUCUACAGCCGCUUCUCCAGAAUGCUUGAACCGCCAUGGUGUCCAAGGCAGGCACCAGCCACCCAGCACCACGUUGGGUACCAUUUCUGUAGUGUCUGUGUGUUUGAAGAGACACUCUCCGACAUGCAGUGCCCGAGAAAUCAUGCUCCUUCAGUUAACAGUAAUCAAAGUGAUGAUAACCAGAAUAUUGUCUGUUGAAACGGACUUCCAUGCAAAGGAAAAAUACAGAGAUAUAAUUACAAUUCUUUUAAAAUCCUCUGACAUCGAUUCAACCUUAACCUGUAUGUUCCAAAACUCGGAUAAAUUGUUAUGUCACAUGGCUGCCAAGUGCCUUGCACUACUUCUGUAUUUCCAAAUGAGAGAAGAGAUAGCAUUAAGUAAUUCCUGGAUUGCUUUUUGCAAGACAAAUCUUUCUGAAUACCCUGAAAAUGAGAAAGCAGUGUACUGCCUCUGGACCCUUACUUUUAUAAUAAAGGAAAUCUUUAAAGACACAUGUUCACAAAAAACAGAAAUUUUAAAGCAGUUCCUGACUCUUUUUGACACUGCUUUUGAAGUUUUUUACAAUUCCUUAUUUUCUCAGCAUUUUGAAAGCUGCCAAGAUACCUCUAAAAUAAUAAAUAGCUUGAUAUGUUCCCUGGAAUUGCUUGAACUUCUUAUAGCUUCCAGAGUCCAUCUGAAGCUACAUUUCACUUGCCAGAGGAUUUUAUUUUUGAAACCCUCUUGUGUGCUAGGUGUUAUUACCUGGCCUGUUCAGGCUUUUGUCAAAAGGAGGUUCAUCAUAUUCAUCAAAAAGUGCCUUCUCUGGAAAGUGGGUGAAGAUCUGUGUCGGGGAUCUGGCCCUGCCCUGAUGCCACCAGAUCAGCAUUUAGGUGUAGACAUGUUGGCUUUAGCUGAUGCUGUUUUGCAAGCUGUGGAUUUGGGCUUAUUGAGGACAUUGUCUGUCCAUGGAAAACCUCCCUUCUUCGGUGGAGAUGAAGUUCAACCUGCACAUGAGCGUGUCCCUGGUCCAGAUCAUGUAAUCCUCAGAGCAGCAAGCCUACUUAUCAUUAAAUCCUUAGAAAUCAAGUUUCAAAACUGUGCUUCAGCAAAUGAAAUGAAAGUUGGUUUACAGAAUUUCAUGGCUGAGUUACUGACCUUCUUAAAGCCUCACCUUCAGCCCUCCCUUCAGCCACACAACGCAUGUGAGUGGAUCUCCAGGGUCUUCAUAGAACAAGACGAUGACAUGGUGGAAGCUGCCAGAGCAUCAUUGGGCAUCUACCUAACGUUGAUCAGAGAGUGUAAAGCUGCUGAAAGCUUGACCCAAGAAAAAGAAACGUGCAACCAUCACACACAUGAAUAUGGCUAUAAUCCACACUGCAUCUUCUUAUUCUUACUAAAAAAUAUAGGAUUUGAUGCUUCAGUUCUUCUUGACUUUUUGAUUUCAUCGGAAACCUGUUUCCUUGAAUAUUUUGUUAAAUAUUUAAAGUUACUACAAAAAGACUGGGCUGACUUUUUCACGAUCUGCAAGUAUUUUGAUGUAACCAAAUCUAAAGACAACAUAAAUAUCUGUGCUUGUAGCCCCUCACUUAUCCAAGACACGAGCAGCAACCAAACAGAACUGAGACCUUCGGCUGCUCUUGGUAAUCACAGAAAUGCCCGUGCUUCCGGCUCCUGGGUUUCUGAUGCCUCUUCCAAACCUCUGAACCAGCUUGUGAUGCCCAAGGAGACCCCCGCCACGCUCCUGGCUGAUAGCCCAUCUCCCCCACGAGCUUCUCAAAGUCUGGUAGAUUAUGACAGCUCUGAUGAUUCUGAGGUAGAAGGCACAGACCAGCGUUCAGCAAACACUAAACAAGUAUCUUUACACCAAGAAGCAGUGAAGAAAUUUCAGGACACAGUUGGAACAAGUGGGGAAGAAAAAGAAGUGAGCCUCCAUCCUCAGUCAAGGCCUCUGGUUCCCAAACAGUCUAAUAUUCUCUUCUCCGUUGAUUGGGAUACAGUCCCGAAUAACGUCUCUGAAGUGGGACUGUCUUCCAAAACACUGAAGUGCUUUGAGGAACUACAAGGUGCUGUUUACCGCUUGCAGAAGAAAAAUCUUUUCCCGUAUAAUCCCACAGCACUUUUAAAGUUGUUAAAACGUAUCGGGGCGAUAUAUAAUGAGAGUAUGAACGCCUUGUAAAACGGUAGCACUUUAUUUCCAGGAGCUGUUUUUCCCUAAUGUAAAUUGUGCCUUAAUGAGAUAAUAGUAAAAAAAUAACAAACAAAAAACCAAAAUACCCUCACAAGCAUUCUCUAAAUCAAGUCUAUCUUUUUGUCCUUUCGAAGUAACCUAGUGACUGACAAAUAUACAUCAAAUGCCAAGUCACCUGAUAAAUCACUUGAAAUUUACAGGGUUCAAAUUUGGGUUGGUCAUUUUGUUAGGUUGCUAGGGCUGCUGUAACAAAUUACCACAAAACUUGGUGGUCCAAACA